GGCAUUGUAUUUUAUGAAGGCGCACAGUUCCUGCAGGUGACUGCAGUUUAACAAGUCUCCAGCAGGGGGCGCUGUUCAUGCAGACAGAAACAUGGCGGCGUCCAGUGUGUUCAGACCAGGGUUGUUCAACCAUAAAGUAGCGAUAGUGACCGGUGGAGGCACUGGGAUCGGUAAAGCUAUCUCUGCGGAGCUGCUGGAGCUCGGCUGCAAUGUGGUGAUCUCCAGCAGGAAGACUGAAAGGCUGGAGGCAGCCGCUCAGGAAAUGAGACAAAAGAUCCCUCCAAGCAGUCCUGCAAGCGUCACCCCUGUCCAGUGUAACAUCCGCAACGAGGACGAGGUGAAGCAUCUGGUCUCGUCUGUGCUGAGACAGUUUGGCAAGAUAGACUAUCUGGUGAACAAUGGAGGGGGUCAGUUCAGCAGCCCUGCAGAGCACAUCCCCUCCAAAGGCUGGAAGGCUGUGGUAGAAACCAACCUCACUGGAACCUUCCACUGCUGCAAGGAGGGCACACCGGAGCAGCCAGGGCAGCGGUGGAUAACUUAACCAAAAGUCUGGCUGUAGAGUGGGCGUCCUCGGGAGUCCGAAUCAACGCGGUAGCACCUGGGACAAUAUUCUCCAAAACUGCGAUGGAGAACUAUAAAGAAAUGGGACCACAUUUGUUCAAGAUGUCCAUUCCAUUUAGUCCUGCAAAGAGGCUGGGAGUACCAGAAGAGAUUUCCUCAGCCGUGUGUUUCCUGCUCUCUCCUGGUGCCUCCUACAUCUCUGGUGCAACACUGAAGGUGGACGCAGGACAGAGUCUGUACCAUGCUAUGUGGGAGAUACCUGAUCACAAAGAAUGGCCUGAAGCUCCAGAGGGGGAGAACCUGGAUGCUCUGAAG
Messenger RNA from Austrofundulus limnaeus, 876 nucleotides. It is a transcript of the gene pecr, whose product is annotated as peroxisomal trans-2-enoyl-CoA reductase. Gene Ontology annotation, molecular function: trans-2-enoyl-CoA reductase (NADPH) activity. Gene Ontology annotation, cellular component: peroxisome. NCBI's taxonomy places the organism in Eukaryota, Metazoa, Chordata, Actinopteri, Cyprinodontiformes, Rivulidae. The record is from RefSeq and is a predicted model, not a curated record. Gene Ontology annotation, biological process: phytol metabolic process.